CAUGUAAGUGUUUGCGAAGCCACAAGCCCACAAACCCACACAUAUUAAAGACCGUCACGUAACCGUGUAUCUUUAAUCGUGGUUAAAAAAUUAUCAUUUUUUAUUUUUAUCAUUGAUCAUUACUCAUUACUAGCGAAACCACUUGCCGCUAUAGAUACCUACGUCAAAACUCAGGUGUCAGCUAGUGAGAACAAAUUGUUAAAAUGCCAACAACCCGUUACACACAUGCAGUAGUUAACCGUUUACCACGGUCGCUAAAAGACCGGCAACCGACGUUGGACUACGAUCGAGCGAAACGGCAACAUGAAAACUAUGUUCAAGCCCUGCGAGACAUUGGUCUUGACGUGAUCGAAAUGCCAGCAGACGAAGAUACACCUUGGUGUGCUUUCGUUGACGACACCGCAUUUGUGUGCAAUGGUACGGCGAUCAUCACAAAGCCUGCUGAGCCCGAGAGAGCAAAAGAAGUUGAAGCAAUAAGAGCGGUGUUGAAGAAAGAAAUUGGUUUGCCUAUUGUUGAGGUUUCUGAUAAAUCUGCAAAAUUACAUGGAAGCGAUAUAUUAUUUACAGGUCGAGAAUUCUUCAUUGGAAUAACAAAAUGGACUAAUGAAUCAGGAGCAUGUGCAGUUGCAUCUGCUUUUCCCGAAUAUCCUUGUACUCCAAUCAAGGUUACAGAAAACAAACAUCUAAAAACAAUUGUGUCAAUGGCAGGACCAGAUCUUAUGUGUGUGGGCUCAAGUGAUUCUUCAAAAAAUGUUUUGAAGAGACUAGAAAGAGAAGCUACAUAUAGCUACCAAAUUCUUACAUUACCUGAAGAUGAAGCUGCCAAUGUUAUGUACAUUAAUGGUACAUUAUUACACCGGUCAGCCAAAGAAAUACCAUUAUCAUUCAAUGUUUUAGCGGAGAAAAUAACUGACUUUACUCUACAAUCAGUAGAUAUUUCUGAACUUUUAAAAUGUGAAGGAGCCAACUUAAAUUCAUGUUGUCUUUUAGUUAGACGUAUAAAACAUAUUCGAAGCUUGUAAUUUAUUAUCAUGUUAUACAAUUCAUUCCCUUACAUCAGUAUUAUAUACAACACUUAUCAUGACCAAGUUAUUUAUUUACACACUCACACACACAAACAUUGCGUUCUAAAUUCUAAUACUCAUUAGUUAUUAUUAUAUUUCAUGACAGCUUUAAAAAAUAUGUAUGUGUACUAAAAUUAUUCUUAACA
Molecule: messenger RNA, 1210 nt
Organism: Rhopalosiphum maidis (corn leaf aphid)
Lineage: Eukaryota; Metazoa; Arthropoda; Insecta; Hemiptera; Aphididae
Product: N(G),N(G)-dimethylarginine dimethylaminohydrolase 1
Exons: 6
Coding region: 204-1022 (272 amino acids)
Biological process (GO): positive regulation of nitric oxide biosynthetic process; arginine metabolic process
Molecular function (GO): dimethylargininase activity; amino acid binding
Source: RefSeq, a predicted model, not a curated record